CCUCCCUCUGUCAGUGCACUUGCUUUCCUUGUUUCGAUUCUGUCGAGACUCCUGUAUUGUCUGCAUCAUGUCCUGAUCGUGUUGCUGUGCUGACACGCUUUUCACUUCUGCACUCUCCUUUUCGCGUUGCUUUUUGUCAUCCAUCAUCAUGGACAUUACGCGUCGUCGCAUCUUGACGGCGACGAUCCCUUCGCCCUUGCUCAACAAUGCGAACAGAAUCGAAGAUCUUGGUUGCUUCGACGAAGAAGAAUGCCGCUUCUUCCUGCGAGAAGUCGGCGAGCGAGUCGUGCCUGUCUAUCCCUUUUCCUUUGGCAUGGAAGAGGUGUACAGCUUGAUUCUUGAGCGAUAUGGAUAUGCAGGUCUCCCCGACGUGACAAGCGUGCUGCAAGACCUCCUCGAAGAUGAACGCACCGCAGCCGGCUUGGGGGAUGAUGGAGACGUCUGGCGCUCAUGGCGUCACAGUUGGAGACACCGAAAUGAUGAUGCCCUCAACCCUUUCAUUCCGAAAGUGGGGAGUUUUGUCCUGCAGCAACCCACCCAACCACACAUUCGCAAGCUCAAGGCAAGGAAUUUCAUCCUCGAAGCCGAAAAAGCUCAGAAACUAGAGCGAGCUCGUCAAGCUGAAGAGGCCGGGAAAAGAAACGCGCUGGUGGACAUUUGUCCCAACCAGAACAGAAUAACCAAGCCUACUCCCGGUGACGACCUCGCUAAACCUGGAGACUCGGAUGAAGAGAACUCGUAUCGACUCCCCUCCACCACCUAUUCCCAUCAGAGAACCAGAACUUUGCUGGCGUCGGAGCAAUUGACAAGUGAGCAGCCUCACACGGUUAGAGGAUCGCAUGUCACCCAACAAUCAGCAAGUGGCUCUUCGCAGCAAGACUUUGUUGAAGUGGAUCCGUCAUUGGCUGAUGCAGGCAUUGACCCAGCCCUCCUGGUCUCCUUCGAGAUGCUCUCAUCCCGCCAGUCAUCCUCGGAGCAACAGCCUACCCUGAGAGACGGCCACGGCGAAAUCCUCACUCUUCGGCAGAUCAGCUCCUCUCACGAUACCAGUCCCAGCAAGGAUUGUGGUGCCGAGGCAGACAGCUCACCGUCGUCGCAUGUAUUGUCUAGUCCAACCUAUGUUGGUUCUUGUGAGACCCCUGGGAGUCAACGCAUGUCAGCUACUUCUAGCCCUGUAACGGCGGGCAACAUCGAGCCUCGUAAAGAUUCGACCAAAGCCGACAAGGAAGAGCCUGCGGAGCACCACAAGUCAGCAGAGAAACAGCGCAAACUUUCGGACAGUCUCAAACAAUUCGCCCGCCGCCCCCUUGGUGACGGCUCUGAGCCUAUGAAGAGAGCACGGGCUGUUAAUCGGCAAGCCAGAGUCUUCGAUGGGACAAUAUGGCUUCCAAAGGUUCGCAAGAGACACUCAUCGCAAAUCAACCUUCCUUGUGAUGAAGAGGCCGUGGUGGAGGAGAGGAAGAGAUCGAUUGUGCGACGCAGCCUCACGCCGGUCUGGCAGAAACGCGACUCUUCACGCAACAGUUGGAUGGAAAUCAUGCGGAAUUUCUUUCGGACCGAAUCGAGUUCUAGCCAAGCCAAACAAUCCAGAGUUGAGAGUUCCUCACAUCAAAUUCAAUCCACGGUCCCAGCUUCAGUCACAUCACCAACCGAACAGACCAUCGUCAGCACGCAGUCUCCUAUUGAGCAAGAGCGAAAGCCAUAUCACUUUGGACUUGACGGAACCAUCGAUCAGCGCUCACUUGCGUCAAGAUACAUCAUGGACUACAACAAGCCCUUGCCGCUCAGUCCUGGCGAAAUCGUGCGAUCUCUGUCAGCUCACACUGCUCUGCCUCAUCUUCGUCAACCCAGACCUGCAACGCUCAACAACACUGUUGCUUCAGCAGAUCUCAAGUAUGACUCUCAAGCUCCGACUUCUCAUCACAUCAAGCGCAAAGAGGUCCCUGUCAAACACCAGCUCUCGCCUGUUCGCGAAGCCAAAGACCCAUUUGCCGCACAUGCAGCUGAGCCUCAGAAGAUAGAACAGCCACCACUCUCGGCGAUCACAUACUCUAGCAUUGCCAAUAUGAACCCAUUCAUGGACAAUCCUACCACUGAAAUUCCUGCUGUACUUCCUGCCGUCUCUGCACCAGAACCUCUCUUUGCCAUCCGUGGAGAAAUGCCCGAGCACCUUCGUGGCCUUCCACCUGCAGUUCCUGAACACAUUGUAUCCUCGAUCCGUCAACAAUUUUCAAACUUCUCUCUGCCGCCGCCUCAGCCCGCGCAGCCUGACCGCCGCCAGACCUCGAAGUCACACAUCUUCACUCCAAUCAAGAAUCUCAUGAACAAGCGCAGUGACUCUGAAGAGGUGAAAUAUGGUACACCAACAAAUCGUCCGACAGUGGAGAAGAAGAAACGCAAGAACAGCCUCCGGAAGUUCAGCGAUUUCUUGAAACAUCCCUUUGUGUCUCAACAAGCAACCGAGGAAGAGAAAGUCGACCGGUGGAUGGAGGAAAGUGCCGCAGCCACUGCACCUCGCACUCUCGUGUCCCUCGAUCCGGCCACCCAGGCACGCAUUCUUGGAGACAUCGAACUCAUGCUUGUCACUGCCACGAACAACUUCCUCGUCCACGAAGCCAACGCCGCACGUCUCAACCCCGAAAUUGUCAUGCGCUUCAGCAACGAGUGGAAAGCCCGUGGCCUGCGCCCCGUGGUCGAGUUCCUCUACGACUGCCGCACGCAAUACAACCUCGUGCUGGCCCACAUCCACACCGUCCAGUUCUCAGCCACAUGCGAGCAGUGCUUCUACCUGCGCGACUCGGGGAUGGAGGCGUGGUCCGGCAUCGUGGAGGACGUCGGCGUGCACGCGUUCUGCCUCCCCGACGACGUGGUCGUCAAGAACCUCUACGCCCUCCCACAGGUGUUGAGGAUGCUGCGGGCGCCCGAGUCCGCGGUCGCGACCGUCCGGGGUCUUCAGCUGAAGACCUCGGCCAAGAUCAGCGAGCGCAAGGCCCUGGGCCGCGCGCGCAAGGAGGCCCGCGGUCCCUUUGCCGUCCGCCUGCCCCAAUACGGGGACGGGUUGUUCCACCGGCGCGACAUCAGCGUCGCCUCCGACGAGGACGUGUUUGGCGGCAUCGAGGCCGUCGUGGCCAACAUGCCGGUGCCGGCGUCGCUCGCUGCGGUGCUGGACGGACCCGGCCCGACCGUCCGCAAGGGCGAUCGGGUCGGCGUCCUCUAG
Messenger RNA from Cladophialophora immunda, 3217 nucleotides. RefSeq lists its product as uncharacterized. The transcript is spliced from 4 exons. The record is from RefSeq and is a predicted model, not a curated record. Bases 149 to 3217 code for a protein of 1022 amino acids. NCBI's taxonomy places the organism in Eukaryota, Fungi, Ascomycota, Eurotiomycetes, Chaetothyriales, Herpotrichiellaceae.